AUGUCCCACUCGCAAAAGACAUACUACAUCGACGUCCCAGAAGGAGCAGGAAACACCUACGACUUCAACAACAUCCCUCCCGCGCUUCCCCAAAACACGCAACACAUCCUGACAAGCGGCUGCCACACCUGCGUCGGCGUCUAUUUCAAAAUCGACAACGAGAGAUGUUUCUGCGCCCACAUCAACGCCAUGUUCGCUCCGGGGAAAGUCCGCUUCGUGAAGACCCAAGAAGAUGCCGACAAAAUCAAGCGAAUCGUGCGGGGGAAACUGGAGCGUGAAUCUUCCGCCUCGAACUGGACGGCGGCAGAAGUUCGUCAACGUGCUGGGUUUCCCGACACUGUCGUCUUGGUCUGUCCGAUGCUGUAUUCGAACGACGAGAGGUGGAAACAGACGGGCUACUAUGUCGUCGAAGCAAUCAAGGAAUUCCUCGAGCUCGAUGCAGAUUUUCCGGUCGAUUCCGAGUCCCAAGGGUUUCUUGUGCAUCAUGCUAGCGGUCAGGUCAAGAAGAUUCCGAACGGCGGAGUUGAUCAUGCGGAGAAGUUGAAGAGCUUCCUGGCUGCUAACAAUUUACGAAAGGCCAAUCUCAACCUCGAUAGUUGGACGAUUGCUCUAGACAGCGUAGAAUAUGCGUAG
This is a messenger RNA of Lecanosticta acicola, 633 nucleotides long. NCBI's taxonomy places the organism in Eukaryota, Fungi, Ascomycota, Dothideomycetes, Mycosphaerellales, Mycosphaerellaceae. The record is from the annotation of a GenBank genome assembly.